AUGGAAAUCAGGACCGUACCUGCCCUCCCCAGGGAUGUUUGGAGACAAGUGUUCGUCCCCUUGAACGUCAUUGAACCAACGUCUCAGGUUGUUGUCGAAGCAGUGUCCAUGGAGGGAGGGCAGUUCAUAUUUAACCGGAUAGGCGUAAGAAGAGGCUCAUGUGGACCCCAGUGUGAACUGAACACAGAGUUCUGGACGGAUGAGUCCACCCGCUGCCUCUGUUCUGCUGGCCAGCUCACCUGCUCUCCUUUUCAGUGCCCUGAGGGUCAAACUUGUGGUCCUCAAACAGGAAGUUCCAGUGGGAUUUCCACCACUGGGACAUGCACAAUACACCGUCACACAGAAUGCAGCACUUUUGAUGGGGUGCUGUUCCGCUUCAUGGGCCCUUGCACCUACAUGCUGGCUAAGACCUGUUCACCCUCUGAGGCCCUGCCCAUGUUCAGUGUGGAAGUGGUCAAUAAGCAGAACGGGAACUCAUCUCUGCCAACGGUUCAGAAGGUCAUUGUGAAUGUGGGGAAGUUUCAGGUGUCCAUGCUGAAUAGGAAAACACAUCGGGUUGUGUGGGUCUGGAAGAAGCUUCCAAUGAGCCUCAGCGGUGGCACUAUCAACAUGAAGAGCAACCCAGCUGCCGUUGAACUGGAAACAAGUUUUGGUCUUUCUGUCUCAUUGGACAACGGUGGUGCUGUCCAUGUCACCCUGCCAUCCGCAUACUCUGAUAAAGUCUGUGGCAUGUGUGGAAACUUCAACUACCGCAAUGGAGAUGACUUCAUAAAGCCUGAUGGAACAAAUGCGCAAGAUGCUACAGCCUUGGCUGAGAGCUGGCAGACUGGGCACACCAACUCCUCCUGUGAAACCAUUCUAGUUCCUCAUCAGUGUGACCCGAUGGAGGAGGCUAAGUAUGCUGGUGAGCUGUACUGUGGAGGCCUCAUCUCUAGCACUGGGCCCUUCGCUGACUGCCUAUCAGUUCUUGGGGCAAAGAGCUACUUCAGGGACUGUGUGGUCGACAUGUGCUCUACUCGUGGUGACCCAGCGGUGCUGUGUAAGACCUUACAGGUCUACGCUGACAUCUGCCAGGAGGCUGGAGUCGGCGUACCCAUGUGGAGGAACUCUACAUUCUGCGCCCUUCAGUGUGGUAAGAACAGCCACUAUAACUCAUGUGCUGAUGGCUGUCCCAAAGUGUGCUCCAGUCUGGAUAUAGUUGGCUCCUGUGGAAGCUGUGAGGAAAGAUGCGAGUGUGACUCUGGCUUUCAACUCAGUGGGGGGAAGUGUGUCCCAGCAGAGGACUGUGGAUGCUGGUAUAAUGAUAAACACUAUGAGAAAGGAGCAAUAUUCUCAAAGGGAGAGUGUGAGCAGCAGUGUCAGUGCAUGGGUAACAAUGGCCUGGAGUGUACCACAAUGCAAUGCACCGUCAAUGAGGUUUGUAAGGUCAAGGAUGGGGUCAAAGGAUGCUUCCCUUUCAAACCAGCCACCUGCAGCGUGUAUGGUGAUCCACACUAUAUCACCUUUGAUGGGUUGGCAUAUGACUUUCAAGGUGGCUGCAGUUACACACUGACUACAACGUGCGGAGGAGAAAGCUCAGUCCAGUUCUCUGUGAUUGGACACAACAUGCAUCCUCCUCUUCAGAACUUCACCCGAUCCAAGCUGGAAGCUGUGGCUCUCCAGGUCGACGAUCUAUACCUCACCCUGAAUCAGAGUGGAGAAGUCUAUGUGAAUAACAGCCAUGUCUCACUGCCCUAUUCCGCCAGUGGUAAAUACGGCUCGGUGUGGGUCUACAUGAAGAAAAAUUAUAUUAUUUUGGAAACAACCUUUGGCCUCAGAAUGAUGAUAGAUGCGCAGAACAGACUCUUCCUGAAGGUGGAUGAGCUCUACAAGUAUGAACUGUGUGGACUUUGUGGCACGUACUCUGAACGGCAGGACGAUGACUUCGUAGCACCAGGAGGCCAAAACGCUACUGGGCCAUUUGAGUUUGGUAACAGCUGGAAGGUUCCAGGCAAUAACGAGUGUAUUUCCCAUCCAAAUAAUCCCAGACUUUGUGAUUAUGAGGAGGAGAAUGUGGCCUACAAAGAGUGUGAGACCCUACUACAGGAUGUCUUCAAGCCCUGCCAUAAAGUCAUUCACCCAAGCACCUACCUCAAUAGUUGUGUGUAUGAUUACUGUGCUACCAAUGGUGACCAACACACCCUAUGUGAAUCUCUUGAGUCCUAUGUAGCAGCAUGCCAGGUUGAGGGAGUGGAGCUUCCCCAAUGGGAGACGGACACAGCCUGUGCUGACCCCACAACCACUGCAACUGCAUCUCCAACUCCUACCUCUCCAACACCAGAUGAGACUCGUAAGAGCAUUCAGGGUUGGGAAGGUUUAUUUGUUACUGGUUUGGAUAAUCAGUGGCAUAAUAUCCAAGUAAUAAUGAGUAUUUUAAAAUACAUUUCACCAAAACCAUAUAACAUAUUACUAUGUUUGCUUUUAAGAGGUUUACAGAAGUUUAUCUGUCCCAUAAACUGUGACUUUGAAAAAAAUCUGUGUGGGUGGGUACAGCUCAUACAAGACAGUUUUGAUUGGACAAGACCAGGACCCACGCCAUCAAGCCUAACUGGCCCAAACCAAGAUCACACCACUGGAGCUGGUUUCUACAUGUAUAUUGAGGGAAAUAGUGCAUCCCAAGGAGAUUCAGCUCGUCUGUGGAGCUCAACAUGCCAUUACAAUGGCCCGCUUUGCCUGCACUUCUGGUACCAUAUGGAUGGUUCAGCCACAGCCAUGGCCCUGAAUAUCUACCUGACCAAAGCCAAUAAAUCUGUCAAGCUCUGGUCCAUGAUGAACAACCAAGGACCUGAAUGGCACCUAGGAAAUAUUGACAUCACAGUGUCUGAUCCAUUCCAAAUCAUAGUGGAGGGAAUUCGAGGCUCAGAUGCUCAAUCAGAUGUGGCCAUUGAUGACAUUUCCAUCAACUUUGGCUCAUGUUUAGGUAGUUUCCCUGGCGUGGUUAUCGGAACUGAACUUCCUUUAACAACUGCGGAGAUCUUCCCCUCAUUCCCAGUCUGCAAUAUAGACUGUAGCUUCAACAGCAACCUUUGUAGCUGGAAUCAGAUGAUCACAGAUGCUUUUGACUGGACAUGGCAAAGUGGUUCCACCCCAACCCUGAUGACUGGGCCCUCUGCUGACCACACUGGGGAUGGGUACUAUCUUUACAUUGAGGCCAGCAGUGCGACACAUGGAGACACGGCUCGUCUCAUCAGUUCUGAGUGUUCUGAAUCUGGUCUACAGUGUCUGCAGUUCUGGUACCAUAUGUACGGCUCAGCAGAUACAAUGGGCCUCAAUGUCUACGUGUACCAGAAUAGAAAGGCUGAAGGUGUUUGGUGGAAGCGAAAUGACCAAGGAAACAUGUGGCACCUGGCUCAGGUAGACAUCACAACAACUGGAGCUUUCCAGAUCAUAUUUGAGGGGCGAAGAGGUUCCAACGAUCAGUCUGAUGUUUCUGUAGAUGAUGUAUCACUUCAUCGUGGGCCCUGCACAGACCAAACUAGACCAACAACCCCUGCUCCCACAACCUUUAAUCCAGUUGCAACAGCAGAUCCAGAGCUUCCUCCAACAAACAGCUCAACUAUUACACAACCACAAACAUCUACUUCAUCAGAACCCUGGACACCAUCAACAACUAGCUUUCCAACGGCCACCACAACAACCGCAGCCACAACGGAUUGUGAUACACAAACCCCUACAAAGCCAGCAACAACCGUAACCCCACAAACUUCAAAUCCUGAUGUCCCAACAACAACACCACAGCUACCAAUCCCAUCAAUAUCAACGCCAAUAACAACAACCACCACAACUGGAGCCCAAAGUACAGCUGGACCCCAUACACCAUCAACAGAGCACCCAGGAGUUGAAACUUCAGAGCAACCAGCUACACCACAACCUCCAACAACAGCUUCACCACAACCGCACAACAGCUACACCACAACCUCCAACACCACACGUCCAACACGCACAACCCACAACCAACACACCACGACCGCCAACAACGGCUACACCACAACCUCCAACAGCAGCUACACCACAACCAUCAACAACAGCUACACCACAACCGUCCAACAACAGCUACACCACAACCUCCAACAACUACACCACGACUGCCAACAACUACACCACAACCGCCAACACAGCUACACCACAACCUCCAACAACUACACCACGACCGCCAACAACGACUACACCACAACCGCCAACAACAGCUACACCACAACCGCCAACCACAGCUACACCACAACCGCCAACAACAGCUACACCACUACCGCCAACAACAGCUACACCACAACCUCCAACAACAGCUACACCACAACCGCCAACAACGCUACACCACAACCGCCAACAACGGCUACACCGCUACCGCCAACAACAGCUACACCACAACCAUCAACAACAGCUACACCACAACCGCCAACAACAGCUACACCACAACCGCCAACCACCAUUAAACCCCAACCCACAACAGCCACACCUGCAACAACAUGGAGACCACAACCGACAACAACAGACGUACCACUACCUACAACAACCAAUAAACCACAUUCAACAACAGCACACCCUUGCCCACAGAACAGUCAUUACACUACUUGUAUCCCGGCCUGCAGCCCAACCUGUACAUACCUCAAUGGUCCACCCCGCUGCAGUGACAAUAAUGGUUGUGUGAAGGGGUGUGUAUGUAAUGAAGGCUUUGUGCAGAAAUUCAGGGUGUGUGUGCCUAUCCAACAAUGUGGAUGUAUGGACAGGAACGGCACUAAAUAUAAGUUUAAUGAAGUGUGGUACACCAAUCACUGCAGUCAGAAAUGCAAAUGUGAGAAAAAAGAUGGCCUGGGGAAGAUUAAAUGCCAGGACAAAGACGAGUGUGAUGGAAAUGCUAUCUGCCUUCAAGAGAACGAGGGCGGUUAUUACUGCAAGUAUACAGGAUUCAGUGAGUGCACAAUCAAUAGAGACCCUGAGUACCGAACCUUUGACAAAAUGAAGCAUGGCUUUAAGGGUAAGCUGUCAUAUGUGCUGGUCCGGACCAAAAACUUGCCAAAUAACUAUCCACAUGUUUACAUCGAGGGCAUCAAUACCAUAAAUGAUGACGAAGACAGUCAAUAUCAUGGAGACAGUAGCAGUGAAGAAGACCACAGUCGCAGAGUCAGCGAUGAAGAUAAUGAUGAAGAUAAUGAUAACGAUGAAGAAUAUAAUGAAGAAGAAGAGAACAAAUAUGAUGACGACAUUGAAGAGCCGGAGGAAUAUCCCAGAUUGCAAGUGUUUAAGAAACACUACAGAUUACAAGAGCUUAAAAUCAUAGUGUAUGAUCACACUGUGGAGUUCAAGAAGAACCGGAGGCUGGUCGUGGAUGGAAGGAGAACUAAUACUCCCGCCUCACCGACUGCUGGUCUAAAGAUCUGGGAGCAUUCCUCUCGCAUCUACCUGAAGACCGACUUUGGCCUCUUAGUGGAGUUCAACGGAGACAGCCGAGCAGAGAUCAUUCUACCACACAUCUAUAAAAGGAAGGUGGGGGGUCUGUGUGGGAACUUUGAUGGUUACAGACGCAAUGACCAGAUGAAACCAGAUGGUACCAGGGCCCGGAGUGUUCAAGAGUUUGGGGAUAGCUGGAGAGUGUGAAUAUCAGAUGGAUGUAAAGAUGUGACAUGGCACUUAAAAAUAUUCUGGGGAAGUUUUGACCACUAGUAGAAACAUCACUAUGGCAGUCUUCAAGAAAACUCCGCAGUGAUAAUACAUAUCACCGUAACAAUAAGAACAGACAAAAAUAAAGGCUGAUUUCAUUUUUUUCCUUAGACAAGGUAUCCUCUCCUAAACCUAAGCUACCAAACAUGACUUGGCAUAAGCAUAAUCAGUGGCAAAUCAAGCUGUGUAUGUAUACUUUUAAGAAAUCUCUAACAUUAUAACUUUCUCGAAAAAUAUUUGUACUAUGUAUCAGGAUUUACUGUUUGUGUCAUUGCCAACAGCAUACUUUUUAUUUUAAGACAUACAAUUACAGAUGUGCAUAUACUGUAUGAAAAUUCAUGGUUAUGCAGGACUACAAAUUGAUUAUUUAUCACUGUCAAGACUGUUGGAAAUAAAUAAAUGGUUAUACAAAAUGUUUCUUGCACUUGUCAUAAUGUGUAUUUGAAAGCCAGUGUGUUAGUGGGUUUUCUAUUGAUUCUUCAGUUCAUUAUUCUAAUAAACAGGCACUGUGGUUA
This is a messenger RNA of Etheostoma spectabile (orangethroat darter), 6209 nucleotides long. Its product is annotated as zonadhesin. Gene Ontology annotation, cellular component: membrane; extracellular matrix. The record is from RefSeq and is a predicted model, not a curated record. Lineage: Eukaryota; Metazoa; Chordata; Actinopteri; Perciformes; Percidae.